Messenger RNA from Suillus subaureus, 483 nucleotides. RefSeq lists its product as uncharacterized. The transcript is spliced from 3 exons. The coding region runs from base 1 to 483 and encodes 160 amino acids. NCBI's taxonomy places the organism in Eukaryota, Fungi, Basidiomycota, Agaricomycetes, Boletales, Suillaceae. The record is from RefSeq and is a predicted model, not a curated record.
AUGUCAAUGAUUACUUGGCUCAACUCUCCUCAACAAAGUAAACAGGGAAUUGGUACUCUUCAAGAUCAUAUCAAAAUCCGACAAUGGCAUCAUUUUGAUUAUAAUAAAUUGAAAACACCAUACAAACCUCUCAUCAAGUGGCAUGAUAUGGAAUCCACUAUCCUUGGCAAGCAUCCUGCCAAAGAUUUGCCUCCCGCUGUGAGAACAGUGGACUCAGACUUGGACUUGGAAGAUGAGUUUGAUGAUGGCAUAGAUUGGUUGGAUGGUCCAGCUGCUCCUUCACAGUUUAAGACAGUGGAAAAAGACUCAUUUGUGCUUGCAGCAUCCAGCAGUAUCAAUUUAUGUGUACCCUACCUGCAUGAACUGCUCGAUUCAAUUGGAAAACAACCUGUGCACCCAGGUUCUGGACCAACAAAGAAGGCUGCUGCUAAAAACCUGUCCUCAUCUGUCCCCAACCCUUCUGCUUGGGAUGAGUGGAAAUAA